Mus caroli (Ryukyu mouse) is the source of this 1481-nucleotide messenger RNA. Its product is annotated as prolactin-6A1. Lineage: Eukaryota; Metazoa; Chordata; Mammalia; Rodentia; Muridae. Gene Ontology annotation, cellular component: extracellular region. Gene Ontology annotation, biological process: response to nutrient levels; positive regulation of cell population proliferation; positive regulation of receptor signaling pathway via JAK-STAT. Gene Ontology annotation, molecular function: hormone activity; prolactin receptor binding. The record is from RefSeq and is a predicted model, not a curated record.
CAGUAGGAAAAUCUCCUGACACCAUCACUAGGUCUUAUUACAACAAUCAUUGGACUAAUUGAACCUGGAAGCAUCAGAUUCAUCUUGAAUUCAAAUAAGUCAAGGAGUAACCAGUCUGGAAAGGAUUGACAUCCUUGCAGUCAGUCACCUGAUGAAGACCUUCAUGCUUUUGCUUUUCAUAGCCAGUUUCAGUGCCUGAGCAGGGAUUCACAGAAGAUUGUUGCCCAGGCACUUACACAGUCUUUGGUUCCAAACUGAUGAGCAAAAACAAUAAACAGGCCUGAACUUGUUAAACAUAUAUUCUUACUGGAAAAAAUAAAGAACACCAACAGGACACAUGGACCUUGUAAACCAGGUGAGGAGGUGAACUGUUCUCUAGAAGAAAAGAUUCAACAGAUCUGCUAGAGGCUCAAGGAAGAAGUUUUUGGUAGUGAGAACUUACUAAAUCAAAUCUAAAGCAAGAUGCAAAUGUUGAUUACAUGCAAGGACAUUCUAUGAGACCUGUAAAUCCUAUGUUAAGAGACAUUUUAGGAAACAUUAGUACAUGGCCUUGGGGCAAUCUGCCAGAGUAUAUAAAACGUGAACAAUAAACUGAGAUGACUCCAGCGCAGCUGCAUUCCUCCGUGGCCCACAGACGUGGUUAUUUUCCAGAUGCUGUCUUUGAGUCAACCUUACUUCUCAGGGACUCUCCUGAUACUGUUGGCGUCAAACUUCCUUCUGUGGAAGAAUGUGGCCUCUGUGCCCAUGCAUGCCAGUUGGGCUGAAUAUGGUGAGAUGUCUAUAUAUGACCUGCUUGAUCAUGCCACCAUACUAUCUCAUAAUGUCAGUGAGCUCACUGCAGAAAUGCACGGGAUAUUUAUGGAGGAUGUGCGAUAUAAACCAGGCAGGUGGUUCUCUGACAGAUACCUUACUGCCUGCCACACAUCUACAUUGACUAUUUCAGUGUCUAAGGAGGGAGCCCGACAGAUGCCGGGUGUAUUCCUUGUGAAAGAGAUGAUCAGUAUGCUGACAGCUUGGAGAUAUCCUCUGUAUCACAUAAUAACUGAACUGAGUUAUAUGGAGCAAGCCCCAGAUGAGAUCAUAUCAAGAGCCAGAAAUAUUGAAGAAAAAAUCAUAGUACUUAUAGAAGUUCUUAGAGGGAUACUCAGCAAGAUUCAACCUGAACCCCCAGAAAAUGAGCGAUAUCCCGUGUGGAAUGAACUGGCAUCCUUGCAGUCACCUGAUGAAGACCUUCGCCAUCUUACUUUGUUUAACUUAUUCCAGUGCUUGGUCAAGGAUUCACGUAAGAUUGACUCUAGUACCAGGCUUUUGAAGUGUAAACUUCUCUAUAACAGAGAUUGUUAAUCUCACAACCAUCCAAUUUACUUUUAGAGUGAUCUUUUUAAUCUAUCUUAUUUUAACCAAUUUAUAAUUUGUAACUUUGAAUGAAUGUUUUUGUGUGAAGAAUCCUUCAUUAGAAAUAAAAACGGACUCUUUAAACA